Molecule: messenger RNA, 2055 nt
Organism: Penicillium waksmanii
Lineage: Eukaryota; Fungi; Ascomycota; Eurotiomycetes; Eurotiales; Aspergillaceae
Gene: pkcA
Product: protein kinase c
Exons: 6
Coding region: 1-2055 (684 amino acids)
Biological process (GO): signal transduction; fungal-type cell wall biogenesis; protein phosphorylation
Molecular function (GO): diacylglycerol-dependent serine/threonine kinase activity; ATP binding
Source: RefSeq, a predicted model, not a curated record
AUGGAUGGCGACGAGCUUAUUGCCUCGGUCUAUCGCAAGAUAGAGCGAGAGAAGGCCCUCAUCGCCGCCGCUAGUAACAUGCGGCAGUCGACCGACAACCCCCUCGUGCAACAGAGAGUCGACGUCAAUAUCCGCGAUGGCCGUAAGAAUAUCGCCUACCUUGAGGAGAAGAUGCGGGAGCUUCAAAUUCGCCGGAUCGAGCAAGAAGGUGGUGGUUCGCCAGGUCAGCGAGGCGGGCCCGCGCCGCCGCCAAAGGACGGAUACGAAGAUGAAGCUGGUUAUCCUCAGGGUGGCUCCGGUUCGAUGCCAUCGGGUGCCCCUUUUCCCGACCCCCGCCCAUAUGCUCCCAUCCCCAAGGCGCGCCCUAAUUACACCAAGCUCGAUCUCAUCAAAUAUGACACCGCUUAUCUCGGACCGAAGAUUCAGCUCAUGCUGUCCCAGCUUGAGUUCAAGCUGAGUGUGGAGAAGCAAUACAAGGCGGGUAUCGAAAAAAUGGUCCGGCUAUAUCAAGAUGAGGGCGAUCGGAAGAGUCGCGCGGACGCCGAAAGCCGACGCAUCGAGAGUAACCAGAAGAUCCAGCUGUUAAAGCAGGCCUUGAAGCGAUACGAGGAUCUCCACGUCGAUAUUGAGUCGAACGAUGCCGCCGAUGACGAGAGUCUUAGCAGCCCUAACAUGCGCAAGCCAUUGACUGGUCUUCUAACGAUGCGGAUUCAUGCCGUCAAUGAUGUGGACCACGCCGCGAGCUCCAGGUUCUCACGUGGCCCUGAAACCUAUAUCGUUGUCAAGGUGGAAGAUACAAUCAAGGCUAGGACGAAACCCAGCCGGAUCGACAAAUGGGUGGAUGAGGCCUUCUCGAUCGAUAUUGACAAGGCGAAUGAAAUUGAGCUUACGGUUUACGACAAGUCGGGAGAUCGCCCCACGCCCAUUGGUAUGUUAUGGGUGCGCAUCUCAGACAUUGCAGAGGAGAUGCGUCGCAAGAAGAUUGAGUCCGAACUCAAUAACUCCGGAUGGGUAUCUGCGGACAGAAUGGCUGGUGAUUCCAGUACACCUCGAUCCGAUCAUCCAGGCUCGCCCAUGGGCUCUUCCCAUGGCAAUGGCCCGGUGAUGAUUGACUCAUGGUUUGCUUUGGAACCGUUUGGUCGGAUCCAUCUCUCGAUGAGUUUUGCCAAACAAUUGAAGGACCGUCGUCCUUUCGAUAUUGGUCUCAACCGUCAAGGUGCCGUUCGUCAAAAGAAGGAGGAGGUUCACGAGAAGCAGGGCCACAAGUUUGUCACCCAACAGUUCUACAACAUCAUGCGCUGUGCGCUGUGUGGAGAAUUUCUCAAAUAUGCUGCGGGUAUGCAAUGUGCCGACUGCAAGUACACAUGUCACAAAAAGUGCUACUCGAAGGUUGUCACCAAGUGUAUUAGCAAGGCCAACUACGAAACCGACCCCGACGAAGAGAAGAUCAACCAUCGCAUUCCUCAUCGCUUCGAAGGGUUUUCCAACCUUUCCGCCAAUUGGUGUUGCCAUUGUGGUUAUCUUCUUCCAUUUGGACGCAAAAAUGCUAAACGCUGCAGUGAAUGUGCUCUUACUUGUCACGCUCACUGUACGCAUUUGGUCCCUGACUUCUGCGGCAUGUCUAUGGAGGCGGCGAACCAAAUCCUGGAAACUCUUAUUCGUGCCAAGAAUCACAACAAGUCUACUUCUGUCAGUUCCGGUCUCAGCGGUCGUACCCUCCGACCAAGCGGUCCACCGCACCCCCCUCAAGAUAACCUCGCCCUUUCUUAUCCCCAAAAGCCUGCCGAGGGUCCCUACGGGGCAAUGCCCAGAAAAGCCUCGGCUGAAGCGGUAAGCGCUGCGACUAACUCCUAUAUGACUCCACAGUCACCAACAGCUGUUGCACAGAAUGCUCAGCGCCAACCCCUGCCGCCGAAGUCGCCUACGUCUGGGUCCACUGCCCAGGCUGCCGCCGCCGCCGCGGCAAGUCUGCGUAGCCCUCAGCAAACCCCUAGUAUGCAUUUACUCUUAUGGUCUCUUUCUAAUCUCGCCCAUAUGCUAACACUCCAGCUUUAG